AUGUUCAUGGCUGUACUUCGCAAGCAAGGGUUCUCGCCGGUUCUGGUGGAGUUCUUUGCCUCCUAUCUUGUUGGUCGUUCCACAGUCUACUGCUGGAACACCUUCCAAUCUGACUCGCGGUCUGCGGACGUGGGUGUUGGGCAGGGCUCAGCUCUCUCGCCUGUUAUUUCAGGGCUGUUCAUUGCUCCGGUGAUGAAGCUCUUCUAUGUCAAAGCAGCGCCGCUUAACACGAUGCUACUCUCCUUUGUGGAUGACAGGACCAUCCUGGCCCAAUCCAAACAACUUCAUGAUAAUGAUGUGGGCCUGCGUAAGGCCUACAAGAUUAUCUACCUUCUCUUUGUUGCCUUUGCGCUCGUUCUUGAACAUGAUAAGACCGAGCUGUUUCACUUUUUGCGUCGACGAGACGCCUACAAUCCCUCGCUGGAUUUGGGGUACGCCCCACAUACUGGCGCUACACCUUUGAAGCCCAAGACCUAUUGGAGGUACUUGGGCUUCUACUUUGACCAUGGGCUCACAUUCCAUGAGCACGUCCGCUACUACACCACCAAGGCGUUCACCACCGUGCAGGCCAUGCGCAUGCUCAGGAACUCUACUAGAGGUCUCUCGCCGAAACAGCGCCGCCUCUUAUAUCGGUCGUGUGUGGUUCCUAUUGCCACAUAUGGCUAUCGUCUCUGGUAUUUCGACGGCGCCCAUAAUAAAGGCGCGAUGAACCAGUUAAAACGGAUGCAGCGAAAAGCUGCUCUAUGGAUCACGGGUGCCUUCCGCACCUCCCCCACAGGUGGUCUUGAGGCCCGGGCAGGUCUCAUCCCCACACCCACCCCCUUCGCCGAUCGGUUACUGGACCGCUAUGCAGACGGUCUCCACUUUGACAAGCACGAUCCUGCCCAGGAUAGGCAACCAUAUCUUGACGAGCUCAUCGCGAAAGCGAGGGCCGACCCAUUAACAGUACUGGCUGCAACUGAUGGCUCUGUCCCUCAGUCCAAUCAGUAUCAGGCGGCUUCAGCUGCCAUCAUCUACAAGGGACACCGUGAGCUCGAAAGGACUCGUUAUGUCUCUGGCAGAGUUACUGCCCCGGAUGCGGAGCUCAAUGCCAUCUUGUGCGCAGUGCGCCUUGCUGUCAAGCAGGCAAACUGCCAACAUAUUAUGGUCUUUACUGACUCUAUGGGCUCAGCCCAUAGAGCGGUCGACCCCUCCGUGCACUCUGGUCAGGCUUUUAGCUUGUCGGUUUGUCGUGCUCUCCAAGAGUGGUUUGAGGCGGAUGACCUCCACCGCAUCACCUUUAUCUAUGUUCCCUCUGCUUUGCGGUGGGAUAUCCAUGGUGAGGCACACAAGUACGUCACCGAACUCAAAGUCAGGGUUGGACAUCGCAAGACGGACAAUUCUAUAGACGCGCUACACUCUCGAGCUGCGCACUCAGUCCUGGAUUCGUGGAGCUCCACUUUCCAGGAUCCAACUUACCAAGGCUCUGAGUUCUUAGAGCUUCAACAGCCUGACAGGCGGCCGCUACAGCCAUUGUACCUCAAUGGGGGACCUUGGCUCUCAACAUUCGGACACAGUAUCACUGAGUUCGCUCGUGUUUGCUGGUGUAUAACUGGCCACGCGCCCAUUGGAGUGUAUUACCGUUGCUUCAAGAUCAACGAGCCUCAUGGCUGCACUUGUGGGGCUGCUUUGCAGUCCCAUCAGCAUAUCCUCUUUCACUGUCGCGAUCGCUACUCCAUGCAUUACCCCCGCUUUCUUGGGGAUAUUGCAUCUUUUAUGAAGUACAACCCCACAGCAUUUGGCUUCACCCGGGACCCUUCAGGGGUCAGGUAA
Molecule: messenger RNA, 1812 nt
Organism: Cyclocybe aegerita
Lineage: Eukaryota; Fungi; Basidiomycota; Agaricomycetes; Agaricales; Hemipholiotaceae
Source: the annotation of a GenBank genome assembly